UCAUUGUUCCAAAAUGGCGGGUUCKCUAGCAUUUGGCUCGGUACCGCCAUUUUACCGAGAGAUUUAUCAGAUAGUAUGUCCGAACCAAGAGAACAGGAUCGAACGUGAGAUGUUUGURAAAAUCUUGGUUAAAUCAAGUCUUCCAAAGUCUUCUCUUACACUAAUAUGGGAGGCAGUAGAUCCCAAACAAGAUGGCUACGUGACAAGAGACGGACUUUACAAGGGUCUUGCAUUAACUGCACUGGCACAACAAGGAAAACCAGUAUCAGACAAAGCACUGGAAUCAUUUUCAGACUCAGAAUUGCCAAAACCAUCAUUGGGUGAUUUAUCUGACCUGAAAACACUUAGUGCUCGAGUACACAGAGAAAAAAAUCCCAAUAUUUUGGGCUAUGGAUACGAAGAUCUCUUAAGUCUUGAUACUAUUGAAGUUGAACUGCUGGCAGAAAAGAAAGGAAUUAUACUCAAGCACAAUGAAUAUCAUGUUUCCAGUCGGAGACAUAACAUUACUGUGAACAGGAGAUAUAAUGACUUUGUUGCUUUUCAUGAUGUUUUGCUGCAAAGAUUCCCAUACCGUCUUGUUCCCAAGCUCCCCCCAAAGAAGCUGAUGGGAGCCAGUAAAGAGUUCAUUGAAGCAAGAAGAAAAGCACUGAAGCGUUUCUUGACCCUUGUAGCACGUCACCCUGUUCUUUGUGAAGACAAAAUAGUGAUUUUCUUUUUCACUAUCAAAGGAUCGGAUAUUGGACAGAAGAUGAAGGACCAGUUCAAAUCAUAUCCUGAUGAAUUUGUGACAAGUCCUUUAUCAUCUGGAAUAAGAGAGUUGGUUCCRAUGGAUGUUCAAGCAAGUUUCAGUGCUAGUAAAGAUCAAAUCCGUUGUAUUCAUAACUCUGUUGACAAAAUGAAAGAUGUAGCUGACAGACAGACUGCAAGGACACUUGGGUUUUCAAUGGAUAUGCUGACAUUUGCUAGAGAAUUAAGUGCUCUUAGUGGAGAUUCACAUCCAACAACAGUCUGGGCCAGUGGUAACAAUGACUCAUGGGGACACUUAAAGCAUGGAUUCAAUGGUCUUACGAAUCAUUUUAGUCAAAUAUCAGACAAAGCAGCACAAUGGUUUAAACGGGAUGACAUUGGUGCUGUAGAAACCUUGGCACUUUUUCUUGAAAUCACAAGUUCAUACAAGGAUCUCUGUGACCGUCAUGAAAAGGGUGUUUUGAAAGACCAUCAAAAUGCUUUACACAAAAUGCAGCAGAUCAAAAAGAGACAAAUCAUGUCUCAAGCCAAAGGACAAGACAACCUUUUCGAUGCAUUGGAAAGCAAGAUCUUGGAACAAGAAGCAGAUAUCAGCAACAUGGAGAAUAGAAACUUCUUCUCUCUUCAUUGUUUACAGAUGGAGACCCAGUUGGUUCAUGCCAAUGUCAAGAUGAUUGCGGUAGCACUGGAGCAAAUGAUUGCCUCAAGUUCUCUAGGAAACAAAGAGCUUGCUAAACUGUGGGCCGAUGCAUACCCUUCAAUUGAAGGCUUAGUUCAAAAGGAUGCAGAUUCACCACCAGGGUCGCCUCCUCAAUGAAUCCACAUCAAAUUAAUUCAAUUUACUUUUUAUAUAAAACUCUAUAACAAGAGAAUUUAARAUAGUGAAAAUAGAUCUCAUCACCUACUUUGGCCUUCUUUCAGACCACAUGAUAAUGUGGAGAGAAAUGGCUGAACAGCAGUCAGUGGCAAGUAAGGUAUAUACUUCAUUACAGAAAAUAUCAUGUGAUCUGAAAUAGGCAGUUUACAUAAAUAAACGUAAAAUUAUCGAAGGACCUUUUGGAUAGAGAGGAAGUGCCAAUGUUUAUUAGGGUAAAUCUACUGUUGUUUUAUUAAUCCCUUGUGGAACACAAAACAACAGAUUCAUAUUGUUUSAUAAGGGGUAUCGAAUGGUAAAAUUCCGAGCCUCGCUGAGCCUGCGAGCCCCUCRUUUUAAAAUCCGAACCUGAGCCUUUGGCUGAACGAGUCCRAUAUUUCKGCAAUUGYGAGCUUCCRAGCCAAAAGCAAUUUUAAAUCUGAGCCCCUUUCUUUUAAGCGCCGAGCUUGUGARCCUUGCAAAAUUUUUGGCAAGCCUCGCGAUUUAUGAGACACCAUUYUAUACCCCUUUSAUAGUAAAUAWAGUAAGAGAGUUAUUCAUGUUAGCAAAUCACAACAAAAUCACACAAAAAUAAGAUAAUAUUCUUUUAAACAAUUGAGUUUUCUUGAAUUAAAUUUUAUUAAUUUUAAGCAAUUUGGGCUCCAGAUUUAAUACAUUUCAAACAUGGCUGGAAUAGAAAACUAUAAAAUUUUACAUUCUAUUUUGUAAGUUUUGUUACUGCGGUUUCUUUGGUUUGCUUUGGUUGAAUAGCAAAAAUAAGUUAAGCCAUCCAUCACUAGUACAUUUUCAAAAGCCUCARUAUCAGGCUUAAAGAGGUUUGGUUCAGCACCAACCCAGGCUUACUCAAAGAGUUUGGGUUCAGCCCCAACCCCCUUCAAGAGAGCCUACUACACAGACAUUUCAUACCCAGAACACCCCAGUUGGUCACUCUGAGGUGCUAUGGAUACGAAGCUGCUACACCAUAAGAUAUAUACAUAUAAUAUAGAGUAGUUUUUUCUUUUUAUAAAUCAACUAAAAAAAACUAUUUUUCGCUUUGGAUUUUAAGUGGUUAUAGAUACUCUCAGAAUUGUGCACUGUAUUAGAAAACGCAUUAAGACAUACAAGAAAGCCCUCCUCAUGGAUAUUAAACUAAUUACACUUCA
Exaiptasia diaphana is the source of this 2763-nucleotide messenger RNA. RefSeq names its product sorting nexin-8. The coding region runs from base 14 to 1564 and encodes 516 amino acids. Lineage: Eukaryota; Metazoa; Cnidaria; Anthozoa; Actiniaria; Aiptasiidae. Gene Ontology annotation, biological process: retrograde transport, endosome to Golgi. The record is from RefSeq and is a predicted model, not a curated record. Gene Ontology annotation, molecular function: protein binding; phosphatidylinositol binding. The transcript has 13 exons.